Molecule: messenger RNA, 675 nt
Organism: Carassius carassius (crucian carp)
Lineage: Eukaryota; Metazoa; Chordata; Actinopteri; Cypriniformes; Cyprinidae
Product: large ribosomal subunit protein uL22-like
Exons: 7
Coding region: 16-642 (208 amino acids)
Biological process (GO): cytoplasmic translation
Cellular component (GO): ribosome; cytosolic large ribosomal subunit
Molecular function (GO): structural constituent of ribosome
Source: RefSeq, a predicted model, not a curated record
UAUGUUUCUAGAUAGAUGGUCGCCUGUGCUCUGCCAUUUUCUAGAGUUGACUCGUCUUCAGAUGAAUGUAGCUCCAUAUCUCUGAAAAUGGUCCGCUACUCACUCGACCCAGAGAACCCGACUAAAUCAUGCAAGUCGAGGGGCUCCAACCUUCGUGUUCACUUCAAGAACACCCGUGAGACCGCCCAGGCCAUCAAAGGCAUGCACAUCCGCAAGGCUAACAAGUACCUGAAGGAUGUUAUGGUGAAGCACCAGUGUGUUCCCUUCCGUCGUUACAAUGGUGGUGUUGGCCGCUGUGCUCAGGCCAAGCAGCAUGACUGGACUCAGGGACGUUGGCCUAAGAAAAGUGCAGAGUUCCUGCUCCACAUGCUGAAGAACGCAGAAAGCAAUGCUGAGCUCAAGGGUUUGGAUGUGGACUCCCUGGUGAUCGAGCACAUCCAGGUGAACAAGGCCCCAAAGAUGCGCAGGCGUACUUACCGUGCACACGGACGCAUCAACCCCUACAUGAGCUCCCCAUGCCACAUCGAAAUGAUCCUCACGGAGAAGGAGCAGAUCGUUCCUAAACCAGAGGAGGAGGUUUCUCAGAAGAAAAAGGUUUCUCAGAAGAAACUGAAGAAGCAGAAACUUAUGGCUCGGGAGUAAAUGUAAAUAAAGUCCAACAUUCGUACUACAAAA